Messenger RNA from Arvicola amphibius (Eurasian water vole), 450 nucleotides. RefSeq names its product histone H2A type 2-C. The record is from RefSeq and is a predicted model, not a curated record. Gene Ontology annotation, molecular function: DNA binding; structural constituent of chromatin; protein heterodimerization activity. The transcript has a single exon. The coding region runs from base 19 to 408 and encodes 129 amino acids. Gene Ontology annotation, cellular component: nucleosome. Lineage: Eukaryota; Metazoa; Chordata; Mammalia; Rodentia; Cricetidae.
UAGUUUUACUGUAAAGUCAUGUCUGGCCGCGGUAAGCAAGGAGGCAAGGCCCGCGCCAAGGCCAAGUCGCGGUCGUCCCGCGCCGGCCUGCAGUUCCCGGUAGGGCGCGUGCACCGGCUGCUGCGCAAAGGCAACUACGCGGAGCGCGUGGGCGCGGGCGCGCCCGUGUACAUGGCGGCCGUGCUGGAGUACCUGACGGCCGAGAUCCUGGAGCUGGCGGGCAACGCGGCCCGCGACAACAAGAAGACGCGCAUCAUCCCGCGCCACCUGCAGCUGGCCAUCCGCAACGACGAGGAGCUCAACAAGCUGCUGGGCAAAGUGACGAUCGCGCAGGGCGGCGUCCUGCCCAACAUCCAGGCCGUACUGCUGCCCAAGAAGACCGAGAGCCACAAGACUAAGAGCAAGUGAAACUGACGUCAGCCCCAAAAAGGCUCUUUUUAGAGCCACCAA